Naegleria fowleri is the source of this 1059-nucleotide messenger RNA. RefSeq lists its product as uncharacterized. The coding region runs from base 1 to 1059 and encodes 352 amino acids. The transcript has 2 exons. NCBI's taxonomy places the organism in Eukaryota, Heterolobosea, Eutetramitea, Acrasida, Naegleriidae. The record is from RefSeq and is a predicted model, not a curated record.
AUGUCUGCAACCACCACCACCGAUCAAAACAACAACACGCUCAUCCACUUGCAAUCGGAAGAGGAUUUCACUCAACAAGUGGUGAAUGGCUUGUUGGCUAAAAACUCGGGCAAUGCCGUAGUUGUACACUUUUGGGCUGAAUGGUGUGCUCCAUGUUUUGAGAUGGAUAAAUUCUGUGUUCAACUCGCACAAAAGUAUGCCAAUGUAAAGUUCUUUAAGAUCGAAGCAGAGAAAUUACCAAAUAUUACCGAACGAUUCAAUGUUCACUCUGUUCCAGCGUUUGUCUUCUUCCCUGCAUCCAACCAACAUCCAUCCAAAUUAUCCUUCACUGUUUUGGAAGGAGCAAAUCCUCCAGAGCUUGCAAAAAGAACCAAAGCACUCUCAGAGAAUGUGUCAGUCACCUCUUCUCAACAAGAACCUGCUGGAGGUACCACUGAUUUGAAUAGUCGAAUUAGAAAUUUGAUUAACAGAGCUCCAGUCAUGCUAUUUAUGAAAGGUUCACCUGAAGCACCAAAAUGUGGAUUCAGCUCUAAAAUGGUGGAAAUUUUGAAAAAUGCAAACAUUCAAUUUUCUGCAUUUGAUAUUUUGACAGAUGAAGCUGUAAGACAAGGUUUAAAAACUUUCUCGAACUGGCCAACCUAUCCUCAAUUGUAUGUCAAGGGUGAAUUAGUUGGUGGUUUGGAUGUUGUUAAAGAAAUGGCAGAGGAAGGAAACCUCAAAGAACAACUUGGCAUUCCAUCAGAAGAACAAACACAAGAGCAGUUGAACGAGAGGUUAAAGAAACUCAUCAAUCAAGCACCAGUCAUGUUGUUCAUGAAAGGAACGCCAGAGGCACCAAAAUGUGGAUUUAGUGCCAAGAUUGUAGAUAUUCUCAAACAACAAGGUGUUAAAUUUUCAUCGUUUGACAUUUUGACCGAUGAGUCGGUAAGACAAGGAUUGAAGACUUAUUCGAACUGGCCAACAUAUCCUCAAUUGUAUUCAAAGGGCCAAUUAAUUGGAGGAUUGGAUGUUGUGAAAGAACUUGCAGAACAAGGUGAACUUUUGGAAAAUCUUGAAUAA